AUGAAGGGAGAGCCGGACUCAUCUGUCCCUGAAUCAAGAAAAGGCCUCGAUGAGGCUGGGAGCGGAAGGGAGCUGCGGGAAGAAACCGUGCAGAAGAGCCUGGCAGACAACGUCCUCUCUCCAGAUGUGCAUCUCCAGCAAUUCAGGCACUUCUGCUAUGAGGAUGCCCAGGGGCCUCGAGUGGUCUGCAGCCGACUCCACCGUCUUUGCCACCAGUGGCUGAAGCCGGAAAGGCACACCAAGAAGGAGAUGCUGGACCUGGAUCUGGUGGCCUUUGAGGAGGUGUGUGUCCAUUUCAAUGAGGAGGAGUGGGCCCUGCUGGAUCUGGAACAAAGAAUCCUUCACAAGGAAGUUCUGGAGGCCUUUGAGGAGGUGUCUGUUUGUUUCACGGUAGAGGAAUCGGCUCUGCUGGAUCCGGACCAAAGAAGACUUCCAAAGGAAGAAAUGGAGGACAGUUGCCAGAAUGUAGCCUCUCUAGGUAAUCUUACUGCCCAUCGACGUAUCCACACUGCAGAGAAACCAUAUAAAUGCUUGGAGUGUGGAAAGAGCUUUGCUCGGAAUACAGAGCUUACUGCCCAUCGACUUGUCCACCAAGCGGAGAAACCAUAUAAAUGCUUGGAGUCUGGAAAGAUCUUUGUUGGGAGUCCAAACCUUAUUAUCCAUCAACGAAUAUACCCAGAAGAAAAAUUGUAUAAAUGCUCUGAGUGUGGAAAGAGGUUUGCCCGGAGUUCAGGCCUUAUUGUCCAUCGACGAAUUCACACUGGGGAGAAACCAUAUAAAUGCCUGGAAUGUGGAAAGACCUUUGUUGCAAGUCCGGGCCUUAUUGUCCAUCGGCGAAUCCACACAGGGGAGAAGCCAUAUAAAUGCUCGGAAUGUGGGAAGUCCUUUGCUGGAAGUCCAGGCCUUAUUGUUCAUCAACGAAUCCACACAGGAGAGAAACCAUAUAAAUGUUCAGAGUGUGGAAGGGCUUUUGCUAAGGGAUAUCUUCUGGAACACCAAAGAAUUCAUACAGGGGAGAAACCUUAUAAGUGCUGGGAGUGUGGAAAGAGCUUUGCUCAGAAUUCACAGCUCACUGUCCAUCGACGAAUCCACACAGGGGAGAAACCAUAUAGAUGCUUGGAGUGUGGAAAGAGCUUUGCUCAGCAUUCACUGCUUACUACCCAUCGACGAAUCCACACUGGGGAGAAACCAUAUAAAUGUCUGGAGUGUGGUAAGGGCUUUGCUCAGAGUUCACACCUUAUUUCACAUCGCCGAAUCCACACUGGGGAGAAACCAUAUAAAUGCUUGGAGUGUGGAAAGAGCUUUUCUCAUAAUUUCUUCUCCGAAGACUCACAGUUCUCCAUGCGAUGCCUCUGA
Messenger RNA from Euleptes europaea (tarantolino), 1356 nucleotides. Its product is annotated as zinc finger protein 501-like. Gene Ontology annotation, biological process: regulation of DNA-templated transcription. The coding region runs from base 1 to 1356 and encodes 451 amino acids. NCBI's taxonomy places the organism in Eukaryota, Metazoa, Chordata, Lepidosauria, Squamata, Sphaerodactylidae. The transcript has 6 exons. The record is from RefSeq and is a predicted model, not a curated record.